AGAAAAUGGAUAAAAUUCACUUGUACGAGAAAAUUGGAAAAGGCUCAUACGGAGAUAUUUACAAGGCGAUUAAUGAAAACAACUCACUUUGUGCUGUAAAAGUGUUCAAAUAAGGAGUAUACAGUUAACGAAUUUGCAGAGGAGAGAGAAAUAGAAGUUUUGUCAAGAGCUACUCAUCCCAACAUUGUCAACAUGGACAAAGCUUUGCUAUUUGAUAAAUAAGGUUUACCUAUCAAUGGAAUUAUGUGUUCAUAGUCUGGGUCAAGAGUUUGAAAACGCUAUUAAAGCAAAUAAGUACUUCAAAGAAAGUUCUAUCAAAUAAAUAUAUGAAGCAACUUUUACUAGGUGUCAAUCAUCUGCACAAGAUUGGCUAUAUCCAUAGAGAUAUCAAGCCAGAGAAUAUACUAGUCACUCCUCAAGGAAACAUUAAAUUAGCAGACUUUGGAUCAGCUAAAGACCUUGAUGAAGACCCUCCCUUCAGCUCUUAUGUAGCAACUAGGUGGUAUAGGCCACCAGAGAUGAUUCUUGGAGCCGAAAAAUAUUCUGCAACUUGAGAUGUUUUCUCCUGAGGUCUCGUCUUCGCAGAGUUCUAUCACCUGCUUCCUUUAUUCUGAGGCAGCUCUUCAAUGAACCAGCUGCAGAAGUACAUGAAAGUACUCGGAACUGAAGAUUUUAUAUCUUGGGAAGAAGGCAUGCUGGAAUUUAAGAAAAUUGGUGUUAAAUUGCCCAAACAAGUGAUAAAAUCCUUAAAAGACCUCAUUCCAGAAGCAUCAGAAGGUGCACUUGAUUGUAUAACAAAGAUGUUAUGCCUAAAUCCGAAUAAGAGGCCUACAGCUGCUGAGGUAUUAAAACAUCCGUUCUUCACUGAAAAGAAGAGAACACCUUUGAGUAAGAGAUAUUUUGAUACACUGAGCUCGAUACAAAGUCCAAAUCCUACUGAGAAAAAGGUUAUCAACCCUAGUAGAUCCAUGGAGGACCUGAGUAUCAACAUGACUAACUCAAGUAUGAUUAGUAACAACUCAAGCGUUAUUAAUGAAAAAUAAUAAGAAAUUGCCUAAACUAAAAAUUGGGCCACCCAAACGCAAAUUUAACAAGAAACUUAUGAUCAAUAAGAAUUCAAGUAUGGGGGAUCUUAGGAUUCCAAAAAUAAAAUCUAACUUGAGUACUUCUUCUCUAUCAAUUAUCGGUCACCAACAAAGAAGGCAGUUUGAGCAGGAAAGAUUUCAAAUCCCUUCAAUAAGUAAAAAUAAAUCUCGAAAUAUGAUGUUCCCAGCUCAAAACUCUAAGCUACCCUUCGGAUCAGUCAAUAUAUUUAAAACAGUUCAUGACCCUGUGAGGGAUUACCGAGGGAUGUUCAAGCAAUUCCAGGUUGGCGGAAAGAGCUUGCACAGCAUCUCUUCGCUAAAAGGAAUGAAGAUGAACCUUCAGAAGCUCAAAAGGCACCCGAGGUAAC
Molecule: messenger RNA, 1453 nt
Organism: Moneuplotes crassus
Lineage: Eukaryota; Ciliophora; Spirotrichea; Euplotida; Euplotidae
Source: the annotation of a GenBank genome assembly